Anopheles stephensi (Asian malaria mosquito) is the source of this 4099-nucleotide messenger RNA. RefSeq names its product chaoptin-like. Gene Ontology annotation, cellular component: extracellular matrix. Gene Ontology annotation, molecular function: protein binding. The transcript has a single exon. NCBI's taxonomy places the organism in Eukaryota, Metazoa, Arthropoda, Insecta, Diptera, Culicidae. The coding region runs from base 2206 to 3621 and encodes 471 amino acids. The record is from RefSeq and is a predicted model, not a curated record.
AGUAUAAACACUAUUUGUACAAAACAGUCAUAGCAAGUUUGUUAGAACUUUGAAGGAAAUCCAUAUAACAACAUUAUAAACUAUAGGCAUAUUAAGCGAUUUAUGCGGUAAAGUGAGAUUGGGUUUUAAUGCAAAUGAGCGAGAGAAAAGCAGACCUGUGUGUAGAAUAAUUUGUUGAACCGUUUUUCAAAAUCGUCAAAAAGAGAAGUUUUAAAAUUUGCUAACCAUCGACAACGUUAUUCCGACUCAAAUGUUUUCUACAUCACAUUAGUAAGCAAACAUUAUGGCUUGCGAGUUUUGUUUUUUUUUUAUUUCAAGAGUAGAAGAACAGUUGCGUCAAAAAAAUCUUAUACGGGAUUUUUCUUUCUAUAAAACAAAUGGUGACAUAUCAGACGAAAGCAUGUAUGAAGCGAUGAAGCGAAACCAACAAACCAAUACACACCGCGUCGGAGAUACUUAACACUAAUGGCAAGGAGUUCGAUCGAUCGAUUAGCCAUUCUUCCCAACGUCAUACGAUACGCAAACUGAGCGAUAGCGCAUAGAUGAAACAGAGCAUUACAAUAGUGAAAAAUCUGACCUGCUCACGACAAACCCCUUUUGCUAAAUAUCGAAAUGGUACAUAAAUUUCUGUCAAAAGUUUCGCUCUAAUAGCUCUGAAAAUCGUGUUUGAUGCUCUAGAGAAGAAAUUCGCGAAUCCACAAAAAUUCCUGAUGAUGGCGAGCAGGACGGCGGCGGGCAUACCGAAAGUUGAAAACAACUUGGUGUUUCACUUUUCGGCUCAAGCUUGCCAACAAGUCGCUCGUCUCCAAAACUAUACGCUCUUUCUCUGCUGGCUCAUUCAUCGAGCUCGAGUGGACGCUAGAUCGACACACAACGACCAGAUGGCUAUUCGUUUGGAAAUUUAUGGAAAGAAAGCUACAACAUUCUGUGCGAGCAAAAAGUUUCUUGUACACAUUUUGCAUUACGCAGACCAAACCGUACAGCAGGGAGCGGCACAAUAGCUUCACAGAACCGAUGCCAGCGUAAAUAUCGUUACGUGUUCGAGAAAAAGGCGUUUUGGCACGAUUCCCGCUGUUGGAAGGAACAACAAUCGUAUCCAGCAAAAUCGAUUGAUGCCUCCGCCAAACACGCGUUGCCCGCCAACGGCAAAACUGAUAUUUAAGAAGACUCUUUUUAGCCUCUGUCUAAAUUGUGAACAACAAGCACGUGAAGAUGACGGCGAAAGCGUCUCCUCUAUCGCGCGAAGAAAAGUGUCAAGAAGCAGUAAAGUUAGGACAGUUCUUCAUUGACUCAGCAACGCUGCCUGAGUGCCCGUGGCCGUACGAAAGUUUUUACCAUCAGUUUAACAACAAAACCCCAACCCGUCAGAGCUAGCUGCUGACCGUGUCUCAGGGCUAGAGAGACACAGCAAUAAAAUAGGGACGAUUAUCGCGAGCCGUGGUGGAGCAAGAAUCUUUUAGAUACGUAGGUAAUCAAUAAAAUAAGUCAGAAUGGUGCGCAAAAAGCAUGAAAGCAAAAACCCAGGACGUAAACAAAAAGUUUUAGUCCGUGAAAUGGAAACGUAUGUUCAAAAUUGUUUACUACAAAACGGAGCAAUCCGUUGAAAACGAUAGACGUGUAGCUCGCCCUCGAAUUUUCAAGACAAAGCGAAUUGGAUUACGGUAAAGAGGCGGACAAAACAAUGUCACUGUGGCAGGCGAAUUGAUUCGCUUGACCAGGAGUUCGAAACUAGUCGACCCAUGCAUACUCGUUUUGCAAACAUUUGUAACUAAGAAGAUGUGUAACAAGUUAAACGAACGGCGCACAAAUCGGAGACAAAAAUAAAAAUGAAAGCAAAGAUCAAUAUUAAACUAUAAAAAAGGCUAAACUUUAAUUUAUCUGCCAAGGCUAGACUUGUGCCUGAACGAGGCACGAGAGAGUGUACACUGCAAACUGCUAUUAACAGGUAAGAUUUCAGAAUUGAUCACGUUAUUCAGCAGCUAUCAACAAACUAGCCGUGACCGCGCAAGAAAGAAGCUCUCAAAAGGUUCUCCUAAUCUUUUGAAACUUGCAUCCGAAUCAACGACGAUCUUAUAACGGUUUCAUAACAAUUUUUCUGAUGCUUUUUAGUCCGCUGAUAGAUGUGUGCUUGUGGCUGAUAAGACGACCCAUCAAGAAUGUUUCGUUUUUAAUCAGCAACCAUUCGCCAGUCAGUUUAACUGCACGAUGGCUCGGAUGUGGUACGUUCUGCUCGCUAGCUGCGUUGCUUGCGCUGCGUUUCUCUCGGUAGCCGAUGCUACCAUUAUACGUCUUAAUUGUGAAACGAUCGAUGAAAAGUGUUUGUUGAAAAACGUUUUCGCAACGGAAGAUGACCGCUUUAAGGAAAUUCGGAACGAACGGUACCAGAGCGUCAUCGAGUUCUUCGACUGCCACAUUCACACGUUGCCACCGAUUCCGUACAUUAACAAAGUGAAAGCAGAUGCAAUCAAUCUGGUGCGAAUCGAAGAAAACACCUUUAGCACGAUACAUGACCUAGACGUGUCUUAUAACAGACUCCGAGAGUUCUCGCCGGAUUCGUUCGAGUACCCGGAAGAGUUGCUGAAGCUCAACCUGAACGGCAAUCCAACGCUUAAAGAUUUCGCCUUUCUAUCGAAGCUGAGCGGUUUGAACACUCUUGACAUGGCCGAUAUGAAGUUGGAACUAGAGCUGUUGGAUACGGGUACAUUUUCCAAAAUGUCACAGCUAUCGAGGCUCAAUAUGAGCGACAACCGAAUUACCUCCGUUCCGGUGGGAAUGUUCGCUCCACUGGUAGCAUUAACUUACUUGGACCUGAGCCGGAACUCUAUCGCAAAGAUUCCGUCGGGCACGUUCGCCAUCGCUGUGACGCACGGCUACGAAGAGUACGGACUGUACCAUCAAGCAUUACACUUCGACCUGUCCUACAACAACAUAAGCAUCAUCGAGAACAACGCCUUCACGCACGCCUCCAAAAUCAAUCUGCAAAACAACAAGCUCAUCGGCAUUGGGCAGUAUGCAUUCGACAAUCGGACGGCGCUCCAAUCGCUGGAUCUGUCCGGUAAUGUUCAGCUGAGAAACUUUGACUUCCUGCACAACCUUCGCUCACUGCACGAUCUUGAUAUGUCGCGAAUGAACUUCUCGUUUGACAUCGAAUCAACGCCGCGAAACAUCUUCGACGAUCUCGACUCGCUGACAAUGCUCGAUCUCUCGCACAACCACAUAGGCGAAAUUCCAAUCGGAAUCUUUGCCGAGCUGCAAUCGCUUAACUUCAUCAAUCUGCGCCACAACAGCAUCUCCCACAUCGAGUUCGGCACAUUCUCGAUGCGCAAGUACGACCUGAUCGACGAGAUUGAUCUGUCGUACAACGAGAUCAAACAAAUCAACUUCCUUGUGUUCGUUCCGCUCAAGUACCUCAAAACACUGCUUCUGCAUGGGAAUAAAAUCUCGUCCGUCAACGCCAAGCAACUGACCCGCAACAAAAGCCUCUACAACUUUGGAAUUCAGAACAGCAAUGUGCGGUGCUUCGAUCUGAUUGAUUUGUUGGGAUCGCUUAAACUGGUGCACGAGCCGAACGAAUUUAUCUCGCACCUGCCCAACGUUGACGGAAUCAAAUGUCAACCGUGAUACAUAUUUGUCCCAUACACACAAAACCAUUAUUAUUUUAACUCUUUUGAAAUAGUGUAUUAUGUUUAUAGAACCUUUGGGACCUCAUUUGCCUCAUUCCAAAUGUAAACUAAUUUUGAAUUCACACUCUAUACAAAACAGACCAACUUUAAAUUAGUAUUGAAAAAUGCUUUUUUUCGAAGAACUGUUGGGUUUGGCUAGUCGGCCACCUAACCAGGGCUACUGCUCUGUUUCAGGCAUUCCAGCAAUAAUGAUCGAAGCAAACUGUGACCACAAAAAACCCCGGUAAUCCGGCAACCGCUCUACAAUGACCUUUAAUCUGCGAGCUUAACCCCCAUGAAAAUAGUUUCGAUUUUCUAGCCUGUUUAGUUGCAAUAAUUACGUGUUUGCGGGUUCAUAAUUUUGCGAGGUUAUAUCCCCAUCCCCCAGAUAUCGUUUAUUUUCCCGGAAUCAAUAAAACAAAUAUUAAAACACUUCA